GCGGCCCCGCCUCCUGUAGUGCAUGAUGGUCGGUAAACUGGAAUUGUCUACCGCUGUCGUUUCCCUCCCGGUCCUCCGGUGUGUCUGUGAUGGUUAAUAGAAGAAACACCUCCUGCUGUGCUCCAAACGACAGGUACGGAACCAGCCGAACCACCGCUGUGACCGAACAGCCCUGUGUGUCUGUGUUAAACCCCGCCUCUCAGAGUUAGCCUGUUAGCUUUAGCAUUAGCCAGUCUACGUGUAACCCCAGUGCACAGCGUUAGCUUUAGCGUUAGCUUCUGGGUCGGGUCGCGGGUGUUCGGAAUUGUUUUGGUCCUGACAUCGAAAGUGGACUUCGAUUGAAGUGUCUCGUGUUUCCGUUUGCUGUUGUUGUGUUUACUGUCAGCUCGGAGAAUGUAACUGAGGAAUAAAGCUGAAACAGUAGGAGCUGUCUGAUUUUUAUAGUGAGCUUUAAUGUUUAAUAACUUUAGAUGUAGGGUUUAGAUGACUAAAAAUACACAAAUAAGAGGAAAGUGUGCCAAAAGAUGCAUCAUUACAAUGACAUAUCAGUAAUUUACUCAACAGGUGGACUGGACAGGUGAAGCACGCGGAGAGAGUAACAGUGGAUUGAGUUUACAGCUGCAUUAUAAAAGUCAAAGUUUAGAUCUUCUGGUCACGUAUUUCUAUUUCCUCAGAAGUAUUUCUGAGUUUGAGCAUUGCAAGUUAGUCUCCACAAAUUAUUUGAUGAUUUUACAAAAGCUGUUUUCUUUACCCUUGUUUUGAUUCUGUUAUUGUCAUUAAAUUAUAGGCAUGGCUAAUUGUAUCAUAAACGCUUUUCCAACUAAUUUUACACAUAUUAAAUCUCUCAUUGCUUCACUGGGCUCCUGUAUACUGUGUCUGAUGACUAUAAAUAUUUUAGGCCCAUCAAAAUACUAUUACCUGUUUGAUGGCACAGUGCUGAAUAGGGCCCGAUCGAUUUAUCGGUGAGCCGAUUAAAUUGGCCAAUUGCAGCCCAUUUGAGACUAAUCGGUAAUCGGCAAAAACUCGCAGAUUGUCGCCGAUAUAUUCAGAAAUAAAAUGCGAAGAAUGAGAUUUGGUUUCACUUCAAAAAUGUUCCGCCAUUUGAAAAGUUCCCCGACUUAUCCUGUAGAUGGCGCAGCGACCUCGUGACAGUCUUCAUUCACUAACUACCUCACAGCCCAGAACAUUGACGGAUCUGAAGCAGGAAGCUCAGGGACGCACGGAGGAGAGUGGUCCGCCUCAAAUGUAAAUAAACCAGUUUGUGAAAUACAGGAGCAGUAGCCUUCAGUAUAUCUACAUCAUAUAGUAUACUGUAAAAAUUUGCUGAUCAGACCAUAAUCAGACCCCCCCCCCCCCCAAUAAUGGGCAUCGGCCCCUAGUGUUGAAUGUUGAGAGGAAUUCAGGUAAUCAGGUAAGAUUUCGGAGUGUUUCCAUGUGUGCACCAAAGUGAACCCAAGUCACAGGAUAAUAAAUUCAGUCUUGAAUUCAGUCCAUAAAAUUAAAGCCCUUAAAAUGUCUGAAAAGUUUUACUUUCACUUGUCACAAGUCUUAAAUUUCCCUGUUCACUAGUUCCUUGUUCACGUGACAAUUUCCCGUAAAUAAACACACAAAAUUGAAAGUAUUUGGCUUUAAAAUGAAACAAACUCCAGCAUCAUCUGCUAAAACAGUGAAGUUCCUGGCACAUAAAUGCACCUAACUGUAAAACAGCUGAAAAACUUAAGCUUAAAAAUAUAUAAUCAGAUAGUAUUAGUGUUUGAUAUUUAAAGUACGUUUAUUAUGACUCACCUGUGUAAAUAACCAUUAUUCUGCCGCACAAAGAAGGUUUAGAUUUUUUAUUGUUUGGGUCCUAAAAAGUCCUGAAUCUUUUAAUUCGAUUUUUAAAAAAUGUAUAGGAACCCUGUAAUGGGCACCGACAUGAUCGGGACAACACUUUAUUAAACGUGUCUCUUUUUCAGGUGUGGUCUCAUGUGUAUGUUUACAUUCUACAGUCAUGUCACACAGAUCCAAACACUGUCUGCACAGCGGUCAGUUUCCCUUCGUGGGGGCUGCAUUAAAGUGAUUUCAGAUAAUGUUUAUCGUAGACAAAUCCAGGGUAUCGAGGAAGUGGUGACAGCAUAAUGGGAUUCAGGUUUUGUGACACAUAUUGCUAGUCCUGCGACGUGAUUAUUGCGCAUGCACAAUCUGCACUUGUGAUUUCCAAACCAUAUAUUGUGCAGCAUUAUUUAACACUAAUAAUAUACUCAGCUUUCUCUCUGCAUUUGUUGGUAAAACUGUAAGCAUAGACACAGCGAAUAACAAUGAUUUUCAUCCGUCUCGGUCUUGUUUCAAUGCAUCCAAACCUCAGAGCAAGUGUUCCUUAUAAAAGAAAAGCAGUCGUUUUUCUCUAUAUUUACCUCAAAGUUCCUGAUGAAAGAUGCUCCAGGAGCCGUCUGAAGUCUGGUUCUGGGAAGUCUGACAAGUUUUCGGCUUUAAUUUCUAACCCUGAAGUUCCUUAGUGAUGUUUGUCAUGUGUUGGCAAAAAUAGUGCUGAAAGAGUGAGGCUGCAGACGUGUCAUUUAAUCCUCUCAUCUCUCUGAUGGGAUUAUCAGGAGGUUCUCCACACCUCCUCAGUCUGAGCUGGAAGAUUAGACCCGACUGUCUCUGCUUUACUGUCUCAGCUUCUUCUGCUUUAACAGUAUGUAAAAGCUUGAAUGAGUCAUGUUUAUUACAGCAAAGAAUUGUGCCGAAGACUCAAGACUUUGUGUUCAAUAUGACUGUUGUUUUUCUUUCUGUAAAAUAUCUGAAAAAUAUGAACUUACUCUAAAAUUUACAAAAAAUGUUUAAAACUGAAUGAAAUUCGGUUUACUGUCACUCAAAAGAAAAAUGGAGAUGAAUCCUCAGAGCUGAGAAAACUGAAGCUUUUUUUUUUGUUGAUAAAUGAACAGAUAGUCACCAACUUUUCUGUACAGGAUGUAGUGAUGGGUGUGGUGACGAGCGGCAGUAAUAUGCCUGACUGCUUAAGGAAUAACACCAUCAAGGGUUUUAAGUUUGCAGCUGUAGCAUGUCUGUACAAAGAUAAGAUAAGAUGAACUUUUAUUCAUCACACAGGGGGCUAACAGCAGCAAAGGAUCAGCAUAACAAACAUAGAAGAACAAGUACACUCAUGCACACAGUGUACAGAUAGUUAUAAAAAAAUGUAACUUAGACCAAUAUAAAAAUGGUUAGAAAAAAGCAACAACAGAAAAAAAAACCAGUUCAUAAUAGUGAACAAAAAGAAUUGGACAUGUUAUUGCACACCAUUUGAGUUAUUAUACCUUAUUUAGCAAAUCUUUGUUAGUUGUGCUAAAAAACCCGGACUACUGGAAGUAGGCCUUCUUAAACAGUCUGACUGCAGCAGGAAGGAAGGACUUGCAGUAUCUCUCUGUCACACACCACGGGUGAAGACACCUGUCACUGAAGGAAGUGUUACAAGUCUCUGUAAGGGGUGGGAAACAUUGUCCAUGGUAGAUGAUAACUUAGCCAUCAUCCUGCUUUCCCCUACCACCUCUACAGAGGGCAGUCCUGACCAGAGCGAGCUUUCCUCACCAGUUUUUUCAGUCAGUUCUGAAAUAGAAGAUGGCUGAGACCGCUAUGGAGUCACAACUAAGAGUGGAGUAGAGUGGAGUAGAGUAGGCACAACAUCAUUUUUAUUAAGCAUAAAAAGAACAGGACCUAUGACGGAACCUUGUGGAACACCGUUUGUUUGAACCAGUUCUGAUUUUACAACUCCCAAAAUGAAACACUACUGUCUUUCCAUCAGAAAACUCGUAAGGCAGCUGGGUGCAUUUUAUCAAAGCCAAUGUUUUCAAUCUUUUUUAAAAGCAUUGCAUGGUUAACUUUGUCUAAUGUUUUGGGAAAAUGAAUUAAAAGAGCUGCAGAGUGUUUCUAAGGCUGAAAUGAUGCUGUUUAAAACAAGAGUGCUCGCUGCAACAGUGCUGUGCUUUUGUCUAAAACCAGACAGGUUUGAGCUUAUAAUGGAGUGUUCUGAGAGACAUGAUUUAUUGUUUUCAUUCUCCGGAGAUUGUAAUAUUUUCACAUCUCAGUAGGUAGUCAUGCUUGGCCCUUAAACGGAAAACCACAAGGUUUUUGUUUUGACUGCAGUUCAUCAUUAAACUUUUCGACCGUACGAUCACUGCUGGCUUGAUGAGUUUAACUAACCUAUGUUAAGUUUUCAUGGACUCGCCUUUCUUUGGCUAGAAUCAGCUUUCUGUAAAGUGAAAGAAAAGCUAGACUAAUCGUUUUAUGUUAACAAUGGCUCAUAUGGCUGACUUUGUGGUAUAAAAGUCAAAACCUCAGAGAAUAAUCAGCUGACUCCGCUUAGGUUUUAUUCUGAGUCUGCUUAAGUCGCAGAUUUGGUUUAAAAUCCGUCAGGUUCAGUCUGUGUGCUUUUAUCUGCAUUAGUGGCUGCAACUGGGAAUUUAGCAGAUAAAGAGACAGAUUUUUCCUUUUUAAAGAGAACAAACAGAACUAAGAAAGUCAGCAAAAUGUGUAUGAAAUAAUCAUAAACAUGGUGUAGAAGCAUUUGGACAAGACAGAGAGUUUUCAGUGCUGAUUGCUACUUAUAAAAACUCAUUAUUAUUAUGACUGUUAAAAGCCAGGCACAAAUACUACUCAGAAAUGUGCUCAUAAAACGAGCAAAGUACAGCGUGUAAAUUAAAGUAAGCACAUAUUUUAAAAUUUGAACAGCCUGCUUUAGGAAAGCCAUAAUCAUAUUAUAGUACAGAGAUGAAUUUAAGUGCAUGUUUAUACUUUCCAUCGACAUGAUUCUCCAAAAUUGUUUCCAGCUUGUGGCCAGAUCUCACCUUUCCACUUAGAUUCAAAUUGACAGAAAGCUUCACUGACCUUCAUUAGAUUAAAAAAAUUAUUAAAUGAUGAUGAUAAACUUUUUAUUUGUGAACAUCUUUCAUACAAAAGGAGCGCCAGAGCAAAAGUAGAGUAUCUGGAACUUAUGUGAUGAUGUGGGACAAACCUUUUGUUUGGUUGUGUAGCCUGUUGUUCCUGAUGUUAAAUUAAAAAGAGUGCCGCAGACUGAAGCUUUUAGUUACAGAGAAAAAGAUCAACGUCUUUAACACCAAGAUCCAUGUUUUAUCUCAAAACUGCUCUGCAUUUAUACACUCUGAUAACUGCUCAUUGUUGAGCUCUUUGAAUGUCAUUCACAGCAUGCGGAGGCACUGAACACGUGUCUUAAUAGCAUGUUUACUGAUGUCAAGAUGUUACAUUUAAAUCCUGUCCGGCCCGCUUUAUUAGAAACUAUGAAAAACUAGUACCAUUGAUGAAAUAUUUAACUUAUAAACCAAAGUGGAGAAAUCAUAAAUCAGUGACAUAUUAGAAGAGAUGAAAAAGGGAAACAAGGUGAGAGGAUGGAUCAUCAGCCCUGAAUAAAGUCAGGGAUGGAUCACAGCAGCUCAGACAUGUUAUAGUGUCUCAUUUUCCUUGUUGCAUCCUCAACAAAGAUACAAACACUAAUCCAACUGUAUGAAAGUGGUCCUCUGUAUCUGAGUCAGGAACUGAAAUAAAGUCAGAGUGAAACCAAGUCACAACUGCCUGUGUAAACCAGGGUUUCAAGUAAAUACCUCUGUGAGGUGCAAACAGCGAACGCAUCGAGAGGAAACUUCAUAUGAAGUAUAAAUGUGAUGAUCUGAACUGUGCAGGUGUUAAAGUGGUGUCAGAAUGAGUUGAACUUUGAGUCAGUCAGUAUCUUUUUCCUGAAAGUGCUGCACGCUGCUGCACCUGCAUGAAGACCCAACAGGUGUUACUUCCUGUUAUUCUGUAAGCAGUUCAGACACAGCUGUCUAAAGCUCGAACAGUCACCCUGAGAGGAUGAGGCACUUUCUGUGUUUCAGGUAAUGAUGGGUGGAUUUUAAAACAACUUGUGGUGCAGAAUAAAGCCCCAAAGUGUCUGAAUUUAUGUUUGAAAUCUGAUCCUUCAAAAAGCAGUUAUAUUUGAAGUCUUGUCAUUGUUUCCAGCUAGCCUCUUGGGAGGCGAGUCCCAAUGCCAUGGCCUCCAGCCACAGCUCCUCCCCAGUGCCUCGUCCUGGCAGUGGAGGCCGAGGUCGGAUCUAUCCAAAGGAGCGAGAUCCCUCUCCACCUCGCUUCAGGCCCAUCCGCUCUCUGCCUGAUGUCUGUCCCAAGGAACCCACAGGUAAGAACACCUUCAGUCCAAAGCUCACAUCAUUUUCCAUGAUAGAAAACGAACCCUCCAGGUUGGAUUGGUUUUUGGUCCUCGUCCCUUUUGUACAGAUAUCUGCAGAUUCUCUGAGUCUUGUAAUGAUCUUUAAUUCUUUGAUGUUUUUGGCUCAGGAACAUUUUUCUAGAAUUGUUGAACCAUUUGCUCGUGCAGUCUCUCACAGAGAGGCGAGGGGCGGCAUUUGUAACUUUUCUCUUUACUUAUUUAUAAUUUCAGCACAUCAUGCUUUAGUUGUAUGAGCAUCUAAACCUCCUGACUUGAUUUACUUCAGGUGAGGGGCGGGGCCUGUGUGACGGCCCCUCUGUGGUGGCGGAGCACGACAGGUGGACGGUGUACAGCUCGAAGGUCAAUCUCCCCGCUGCUCUGAACGACCCCCGCCUUGCCAAACGGGAGUCGGACUUCUUCACUAAAACAUGGGGGCUGGACUUUGCAGAGACGGAGGUGAUGGCCUCCUUCUACCUCCCCAACAUCACCAAGGAACACUUCGGCCCCUACCUGCAGGAGAUGGCUCAGGUAACACCCCCCCUGAAUUAUUGAGUCUCAGAAGGAUUCAUUAAGCAUCAUGCAGCUCAGAGCGCCACAGACUGGCUGUGGGUGAUGCUGAUUGGAGGAGGGUGGAGCUCUGAACUGGUUGAACGUGUAGGAUACCUGCUUUAUUUCCGCUUGGCUCAACCUGCUGUAGGUGGGUCAGGAAUCUGGUUCAAGCAGUUUCACCUCCAUUAUUUUAAUCUCCAUUUCUCUGUCUCAUUUUCACUUCCUACAAGUUUCUGAAGGAUGCCAAACAUUUACAAUAUUUUUUUGAAGUCCGCAGACUCCUCCGCUGAACUGACUUCACUCUCCUCUCAAAAACUGUCCACUUUUAAGAGCUGCUGCUUAUUUCCUCAUAUUUCUGCAGCACCAGGGUUAUUUUCUCCUUCAGGUUUCAUAGUAACGACUUCAGCUCAUGACACAGAUGAUGAUCAGCAGUCACUCACUCCUUACAUACUUCCUUAUUCCUGCUCUCUUCUGCUUUAUCGCUCCCAUGUGACCCCACAGCAGGAACUUGGACCUCUAAAGGCUUCAUGAUUUUGUCGUUUAGCACCCCCUCCAGGCCACCUUUGACAUUUUAGCUCCUUUGUGUGGUUGUUAAAGUUGAACUCCUGAAUCAUUUUAACAUGUUUUCUGUUUUUUUUUUUAAUCUUUAGAGAGAAAGAAUCCACGAACGCUGCAAGACGAUCUGUCCCAACAAAGACGAUGUAGAUGCUGUCUCAAGUAUCACCACCAACCACGGUAUGAAUUAUUAACCAGCUGCUGCUGCAGGAUGCUCGCUGACUCCUGAGUCCAUAAAUGACCUUAAGUGACACACAUACACCGUAGAUCGACACAGACCUCACACUGUCAGCGCACAGUGCAGUACUCCUCAGCAGCUGCUCAGGCCCUCAGAACCGACACGCAAGGUUCUCCAGCAAGUUAAAACAAAUGAAGCAAAGUUUUUCCAUGUUUUGUUAUUUUUAUUUUUAUUAGUCAGAUACGAAGCCGAAUGUCACAUUUGAACAGAUAAAGGCUUACUUUACGUUUUGAUGAAGAUGUAAAAUAAUGAAGAUAUAUUUAACUUGAAAAAGGCCAGAAGAAAGUUUUAAGAAAGACUUUCUGACAGUUUCUGCUCACCUCUUAAAUGUAACUUUUUUUCACCCCAACAACAAGCUCUACUCGUAUCAAUAUCUUUCUCAUGGACUGGUGCGUCUUUUCUUGACUGUUUUAUUGUUUUGUUUGUGUGUGAGGGUCAGCAUGACAUUGUUUCUUUAAGCAAAUUGAAAGUACUACAGUAUGUUUCUUCAUUGGGAUGCACAAUGUAAGAUUUUUGCCAACAUUGAUAUUAUUGAUACUUUCAAACUGAUCGUCUUCUUCUUCUGUCCUUUUUUAGAAAAAUCCAAAGCUGAGCUUGAACAGGUCCCAAAGGUGAAACUUCUUCUCUCCUAUAUUCUCAAUUUUAAUGCAGUUUAAUUUGUGCUAUUUACACCCUGAUCUUUGGUUCCUGUUUGUCUGUGUUUUGAAUAUUUAGAUCUUCAUGAAGCCUGAAUUUGCUCUGGAGGAUCCAGCCACCUUCAAUGCCGUCCUGCCCUGGUCUCACUUUAACAGCGCGGGGGGGCGAAGCAGCAGAGACGUGGCGUCCUCUAAACUGCUACAGGAGAAGGUGAACUCUCUCGCACCAUCCGUGUCACCUUAAAUAAUUACAGUACAGGUGAUUGUGAUUAGUUUUGAUGUCAAUCAGUUUGUCUCCUCUCCUCCUUCAGCUGAGUCACUACCUGGACGUGGUGGAGGUGAGCAUCGCCCGGCAGAUCUCUCUGCGCUCUGAUGCGUUUUUCCACGCCAUGUCCUCUCAGCACGAGCUCCAAGAUCGUCUGCAGGAGACACAGCGAGCCGUGGCCGUUCUGCGUAGCCGGACUGCUGAUAUCGACAAGGUGAUGUGCCAGGGGCCUCUGCGGGCCCUCCGUACUGCGCUGACUCGUAACAACUGCGUGAAGCUGCACAACAAGCUGAAACUGAUGGCGGCGGUGCAUCAGACACAGCCCACCGUGCAGCUGCUGCUCUCCACGUCUGAGUUUGUUGGAGCGUUAGAGCUCAUAUCAACCACCAAGGAGGUGCUGCAGCAGGAGCUUCAGGGCAUCCACAGCUUUAGGUGAGGACUCUUUGCCUUUUUUUGGAGCAGCUUCAAGCCCAUCUCUGUUUCUACUGACUUUGAUCCCUAUAAUUUAGGGAAAUUAGGUACAAAACUACAUGGCGUCUGAGUGUCUGUCUUUGUCUCUGGCUGUCUUUGUGUCCCUCAGACAUUUAGGUUCCCAGUUGUGUGAGCUGGAGAAGCUGAUCGAUAAGAUGAUGGUGGAGGACUUCAGCAUGUACGCCCGCAGUGACCUGAACCGCAGUCUGAAGGAUGAGCCGCAGGUCCUCGAGAAGGUCUCAACAAAUUCAUUUAUUCAUCCUACGUUCAUCCCCUUUAACAUAAACCUUUUUAAAACAGAUUUAGACGCCAACUCCAGGUAAAAGUUAUUGAUGAGGAGUUCUUCUUUUCCAAACUGACAUGACUCGAGAAUAGAGUCCUGAGAUGAAUUACAAAGGGUCUGAUUUUUCUAAGCUGUCAGUAUGGAUGAUCAUUUAAGAAUUAUGGAGAAAUUACAGAUGAUGUUGACCUCGCUAGUAGCUUGGUUUCUCUGGGCUUGCAUAACCAUGUGAGACCACCAAUGUAGACUGUAGACUGUAUGACACAUGGACAUCGUCUCAUUGAUGUCAUGUAUUUGUUUCAAGGUGGAGGUGUCUUUGGCCGCAAUAUUGGAAAUGCUGGCACAACCUAUCUUACUGUCCCGCUGAGCCAUAGACGGCUAUUAACCGUCUAGAUUCUGUAUAUUAUUAGACGGAAUUUAGACGUUGCACUUUAACCCAUUAUUGGAUCACUAUUUAUUUCAAAAAGCAACUGUGAGUUGCAUAGUGCAGUGUAGUAUAGAUAUAGCCCAGAUUUAGACUUGGUCUAAACUUGGUCUAGAUUUAGACGUCUAAAAAACGUUCAUUUUUAGACCUGAAAGGUUGAUUUUCAGCUUGAGGUCAGCGCUGAAGUGAAUGAUUGUGUAUUUAACGGAUGCUGUGUCCAUCACAGGUUCACAAACCAAAUGCCGCCUCAGAGAAGGUGCGACACUCACAUCUAUACACCCGUUUGAAAUCCAGUGAAAUCACCCUGAUGCUGAAAUCUGUGAAUAAGCGACCAAUCAAAUGCUGUCUGGAAAAACGUGCUUGGAGUAUCAGACGAGUGCAGAUGGAUUAAUUUAAUCAUUUCUAGAAAACUAGGAAGAUGAUGGAAACAGCUCGAGUAUUUCUGAGAGUGAUUGAAACAUUUAAGAAGUAAUAAAUAUCCAAUUCACUGAACCUGUCUGGUCUCCAAGCAAGUUAUAUAAACAUUCAAGACAUUUUGAAGGUCUCUGCUCUGAUUCUGUAAAAUAAUCUCAUAAUUGGGCUUGGUGGUGUGCUUUUAUUCUUUCAUUCUUUGUAGAGUCAGUCAUUUGAUGAUAACUGAGGAUUUUGAUGUGAUGGAUCUUUAAAGGAUAUUCUGGUGUGAAAUUAGGUUAGGGUCAAACACACCGUAUCACAGAGUUAGACACCCCCUUGAAAGAUGAAUGUUGCCGACUGCUUGCUUCUCUAGUUAUACCAACUUCAGUAAUGACCGCACAAUAGCAAUACACAGGGGUCUACGGAGCCAUAAACAAACCUCAACCAAAACGCUACGCUAUAGCCACAAAUAAUGUUCAGAACAGCACCUAACUUCAUCAACAGUACAUAUAGGGUCCUAGCCAUAGCACUAGCCAUCAAACAUCUUUUAAACUUUACCUGAUUUGUUUAGCAAAGAGACUAAACACAACUCACCCACUCUCUUCCAGCAGCCGCUUUGUAUGGCUACCUCAGGCGAGUCCAUUACUGCAGCUCAAGGAAGAACAUUUAUGAUAAUUUCCUCAUGGAAAUGCAAUCAGACUGAGAUGCUAAUGCAGAAGAACUACUGCGUCUGCAGUGCAAAAUGAUGAUUAUUAUGAUUAUUACUUCAUGGCAAUAAUAAAGUAAUGAUCAUAAAUGUUCUUCCUUGAGCUGCGUCACCCCGAUGUAGUCCUUAAUGGACUGGCCUGAGGUCUCCGUAGAAACAAGCGGCUGCUGGAAGAGAGUGGGUAAGUUGUGUUUAGUCUCUUUGCUAAAGAAAUUGGGCAAAGUUAAAAAGAUGUUUGGUGGCUAGUACUGUGGUUAGGACCCUAUAUGUACUGUUGAUGAAGUUAGGUGCUGUUCUGAGCAUUAUUUAUGGCUAUAGCGUAGCGUUUUGGUUGAGGUUUGUGUGUUGCUCCUCAGACCACUGUGUAUUGCUAUCCUGCGGUCGUUACUAAAGUUGGUAUAACUAGAGAAGCAAGCGGUCGGCAACAUUCAUCUCUCGAGGGAGUGUCUAACUCAGUGUUACGGUGUGUUUGACCCUAACUUAGCUUUACGCCGGAAUAUCCCUUUAAUUUUCCUCCACCAGAAGAAUAAUUGAAGCUAAUAGAUUUAAAAAAAACAAAAUUUAAUUAAUUUAAUCUAAUCAUGACUAUAAUGAUUCUGACUCCUGUGAUGAAUUCACUCUGAUUGGGUUUCCUGGUCCAUAAAAGUAAUUGAGGGUCAAAUUGUGGGUGAGUUUCUGGAUAGAACUUAAUUGAAUGAGCAAAGUGUGUGGAAAUGAAAUCUACAUGAAACAGAAUCGUGUUUCUUUUUCCUCUAAGAUACUGCUGCUGCCUGUAGAGUUUGAUUGGAUACGUAUUUAAAUCUGGACUUUAAUUAUCAAGCACUCACUGUUAUUUUAACACCACAUUAACCUGUGUGUUUGAUUUUGUUUUUAGGAGCGUCUGGAGUCUCUAGUGUUCGGUCUGCUGCGACAGAGAAAGUUGGAUUUUCUGGACAUAUACAGUGAUGAGAUGAUUCUGGCUGCCAAGGCCAUCGUCACUCAGGUUAGACUCCUGACUCUAAGUUUACUAAAAAAGAAAGUAUUUUAAAUUGUGUAGAAACCUUCAAAUAUCACAGUCAAACUCAAUCAAUGUAUUCACGUUUGUGUUUUCAGUGUGUAGCAGAAAGUGUUUUGCACAUAGAAGAUAUUGACACUGAAGUCGUCACUAAGUAAGUAAAAAUGAAUGUGGUGGAAGUCACCGCAUGUGCUCAAAAUCACUUUUUAAAAAACAUCAACAAAUCAGUGUCUAUAGGAAGAAAAAUCUAUGAAACGGGUCCAAAUAUUUGUUAGUUUACAGGAUGUUUUCACGUGUGUCUGAUUUGUGUCUCUGAAGGCUAGCUGAUCAGAUGCGUGUGAUGACGUUCCCUCAGUGGUUUGAGCUGCUGGAAAACAUCUUUGAGAGUUUUCUUCUCUUCCUGCAGAGGAUCAAGGUGAGUCUCUCGUCUCGCUCAGGUACAAAUUUCAGCACCAAGAAACGUGAACCCUUCUUCUCUGUAAAAAUGCGCCAUCUGUUCUCAGGGUCUGAAUUUUUAGGAUGGGAAGAGGUCUUGUGUCUGUUUGUUGCACGUUUGUAGUCCAAGUAGUAUUGACCAAUCAGGUGUCAGUAGGCUUUAAUGUCUGUAGGAAAAACAGUCUGUAUGGAGAGCAAAAGCAGGCUGGGUAUAAUCCGCUGUAUUGACAUCUUUGCUCCAACCAGCUGUAACCUGAGGAGGAUUCAUUUCUCCCAGUGAACGGAUAUCUGCAUGAAGCUCAGCUAAUCUGUUUUACACUAAUCUGCUUGAUGUUGUCACUAAAGACAAUCAGCAUUCAGAUUUCCUGACUUCCCUGAAUGCAUCAGAAAUUAUGGAUGACUACCAUUCAAUAAACAAACAUGUAUUUCUGCUAACUUAAGACUUGCUGUGUGUCAGAGUCACUGUAGGAAAUGUGGAGCUGGUUCUGUUGACUGAAGUUCCCUUCUUUACAUGAAGUAUGAGGAGACCAUCAAUCUGUUUUCUCUCUGUCUCACUCAGGUGACCCUCAGCGUGAUCAGAAACGUGGUCCUGGAGGUCCUGGCCUCAAACCAGAAGACCCGACUCCUGGAGGAGGCUGCAGCAGCUUCCUCAAGCCAGGAAGUUCCCCCCGGGCCAACACUCCUGCAGGGGGAGGCGGAGCUUGCCUACCUCACCCACGAGGGUCUGUUCAUCAGCGACGCUCUGAACGAGGCCCAGCAGCUGCAGACAGCUCAGGAUCCCGGCUCUGUGGUGGGGUCCAGGAUCCAGCAGAGCCAGGUGGAGGCCGCAAACAGUGACUCAGCCUCAGGGAGUACGGAGAGCUCUGUUAGCCGGGAGCAGACUUUCAUGUGAGUACAUUUUUAACGCAAUCAAUUUAUAGGGGUUCAUAGUUUUGGAUCACUGUUGAAGCAAUGGUACACCUGGUAGUAGGGCGACAAAAAACGUUCAGAUAUGUCAGACUGUGUGCGUGUUUUAUGUCCUCAGGUCUAGUGACAACAUGAUGCCUUCUGAGCUGGAGCUGAACCGGGUGAUCAACAACCUCCAGGAGCUGCUGUACACAGCGUCCAACAUCAGCCAUGACCGUUGUGUCAAAGUUCUCACAGCAAGAGCCAAGGUACAAACAGAAACCUCCACCUCAGUAAGACCUGCCCUCAGCUCACUUCAGCUACCUCUAAGAGGCACUUGAGUUCGAAACUCUUUCUAUAUUUCUACAUUCAAUGUUUUGAUGAUAUCCUGCGAGGGAAAAAAAGGCGCUUCAGUUAUUUUCAAAGUCGUAUUAACAUUUAUAUCCAUCUAUGAAUCCAACACAGUCAGUCGAUUCAGGCUUCACUGUGACCAUGCUCUCUAUUGUCUCUGUCUCCACAGGACGGCUCCCUUGAGCGUCUGAGCUCCGCAGAGUUUGUGUGUCUUUCUCAGGGCGUGGAGGGAUUCGUCAGGGACACUGAGGAACUGUGUGGCAGACGCAGCGUCUCCCUGAGGGGGGCGCUGCAGAGCCAGGCCAACCGCUUCGUGCACCGUUUCCACGAGGAACGCAAGACCAAACUCAGGUGAGGAGCAUGUGCACAAGCUGGCUCCAGGACCUGUUGUCUUUCUUCAUUUUAAAGUCUUUAUGAAUAUGCCAGAGUUUACCAGAUGCUGCACUGUAGCUAAAUUCUAUCUUUAGUCCAAAGGCAGGAGUACUAACACAGUUUUAGUGUGUUUUUGUGAUUGUUGUAGCUGUUUUGUGUCUCUGCAGCCUCCUCCUGGAUAACGAGCGAUGGAAGCAGGCUGAGGUUCCUGCUGAGUUUCAGGAUCUAGUCAACUCCAUCGCUGAUGGCAGAAUAACACUACCAGAACGCAAAAUCCAAGGUACCAAAAGAUGACCACCGAUGAUCUAUAGAUGCUGUCAAUGUGAACUCCUCAGUGCUUUCUGUCCAAGAUAUCCAAAAGGGAUCCAAAACGUCCGGAACGCAUGAGAAUGACAAAUGAAAUUUGCUGAUAAUUGUUGGUGAUUGUAGUCAAACCAAAAGUUAUCUGAUUUGAACAUGUCUUUCAGAUUUGCUCAGAAAUGACUGUUUGUAGAUUUAAUGUCAUUAAAAGAUAAACUAGGGGGGCGACUUUGUCUCUUUAGUGCUGACAGAUCGAACAAGUUGUUUAGAAGUGGGGUAGGCAGGAUCUGAGGAAGUGUCAGUUUUGGGGAGAAAUCUUAAAUGUAAACACUACCCCUCCCAACCAGUUUUCCCCUCAGCUCGUAUUGUUUCAAUUCAGUUCAGAUAUAAUGCAGAUAAAUACUUCAGAUUAUUACAAAUGGGGCCCAGUCAACAUGAAAUUAAAAAGCAUUGGUGCUUCUGUAGAUGCCAACAGACUACCAGCAAACUCAAUGUUUGCAGGACUUCUACAACUAGGAUAGAGUGACAUAGUCCAGGACCCGAGGUCAACAGUUUAGCGGUGCUACAAGAAACACAGAAACACUUCUGUUACAGACACUCAGCUUACUUUGUUAAAGAGGUUUACCUGUCCAGCAGAAAGGUUACAGGGUCUGUAAGAUUCCGAAGUGUCCCCCAUCGUUUAUGUUCCACUGAUGUUGACCUAGCUAUUUGGCUCUUGUCCGGUCUACCUCCGUCUUAAGCGCCCGUUAUUCCACCAGAGUCUCCGGUAUUGACUUUGUUUUCUUGCUUGUGUUGUUGGUCGUGGCCAAAGGAGGAUUCAGACAAUUUUCUGUACUUUCUGGUUGGUUUCUACUAUUGAAUGUUGUUGCACGCUAACCUUGUUUGGGCUUGUGAACGUUCUGCCUCACAACCAAUCAGGUCGGGGAGGUGGAGAAUGGCUUUGUUUACAGUCAGAAAGAGCGGGCCACUCAAAAAAUGUAAAAUGUUGACUACACAGACAUAACAGAACACAGCGAUAUUGUUAUAUAACCAAAUGUCAUCAAUAACUAAUAGCUAUUGACUGAUAUUAAAAGCUUUGUUGUAUAUACACCACUAAAAAAGAUGCUUACUUGACGAGUUCCUGCCUACAACACCUUUAAGGUUAAUUUUUUCUCAGGUGUCCAUUUUUCUUUGUAACAUCCGCUGUUGUGAUGAAGGCGGGAAACAUGAGCUGAAAUCGACCACCUCUUCAGGAAUAAUUUAUGAAAAUCAAAUCCACUUCUCUAGAGCAAACACAGCUCCAUCAAGAAGAGAUUUUAGGUGACGGCAGCCGUAACAUGUUUGCUGUUUAUUUGCAGGUCCAGAUGACAGGAAGCCCACCGAGUUUCUGCUGGUCAGCGGGCAGAAAUAUGCCGUUGUUGGGUAGGAGUUACUGUUAAUACGACAAAAACCCAGAGAUGAUUGUUUCAAGAACAAUCUGAUGAUAUUAAGUUGAAAAUAUGCUGUAGAACUGAUUCUUGGUUGUUUAUAAAAAGGGUUUUAUACUCUGUGUCUCCAGAACGGUCCUGCUGCUGAUCCGGAUCUUUCUGGAAUACUGUCAGUGUGUAAAUGACAUCCCAUCCAUCGCCACUGACAUGCUGACCCGUCUGUCAGACCUCCUCAAGGUCAGAAACACAAACUGUUGUCAAACUUUUUUUUUUACUCCUCUAUGGUUUGAGAUCUGGACUUGUGCUGCACAGAGAUGUCAGAUCCUCUGCCAGGUCUAUCUCACCUACCUGAAGCAGCUUUUGUAAACCUCUCGACACAUGGUCUUAAAACGCAGGUCCUCUGUCUCUGUUUCUGCAGCACUUCAACUCUCGAAGUUGUCAGCUGGUUCUGGGGGCUGGAGCUCUGCAGGUCGUCGGCCUCAAAACUAUCACCACCAAAAACCUUGGUGAGGAGAGCCACACACCUAUCUUAUUUUAAUUUUUUCAUCAUCCUGCCUUCAUCUCUUUAUCUUCAGUCUCUUUCUGCACCCAUCUGUCUGUCUCUCUCUUUUUUUUCUGAUCCUUCCAACCCAUUUCUAAAAACAUGGCAUGAGUAGCUUCCAUGUCUGUGAAGGCUCCAUUAAUGCUGAACAAUAUCUACAGGUUUAGGAGCAACAAAUGCUGCCAUCCAGACAAAGACUUUUUCAGAGAAGACAGGGCUGGACAAUGUGACAUGUGUGACUAAAAAUAGAUGUGUGUGAACUGUAAAAUGUAUUUAGGGGCUCAUGUGCGCAUAAAAAAAUCAGCCAAGGCAACAAAUGCUUUUUCAUGUAAAUACCUCGGGGAAGUUAGUUUUAGGUUGGAUAUUCAACGGACAUGCACCGCUGAUCUACCGGUGUCUUCUCACUCUCCAUAACCGGGAAUAGCAAAAGCAUUGCGGUUAAAUCUAUUCAGCACCCUCACUGUCAACUUGGGAUGUUAAAUAAUGGACCAUCAGUAAAUUACCGGUUGAUGUUCUCAAAAAAAGGCUGUUUUCCCUCAAUAGCUUCCAUGUCAUGUGACCAGUUGACCUAAAAUUGAUUUUGAUAAGCCACACUCUUUAUUUCCCUAAUUAGUCCUGUAAAAAAUUUUGUUAAAUUUAAAGGCAAAUUUUGAACAUUUUCUUCAAUAGCUUCCACGUCAUGUGACCAAAAGACCUAAAAUUGAUUUCAAAUUAUAGCGCACAUGUCGACCAAUUAGACACACAUGAUUUGAUCAAUUUUCAUUGUGCCCCUUAAGUUCUUACUUUUUCAACUGAUGAGCUCAUGUGCACCUUCUGAAAAAAGUUAGUGUCAAACCCUGGAAGACCCUCAUAUUUUAGUAAGACAAUGACAAACCACAUGCUGCAGGUAGUACAACUGCAUGGCUGUGUAGUAGAAGAGUCCAGCUGCUGAACUGGUCUGCUUCGGCACCCAUUUAAAACAUUUGUGGCUGUUGAGCAGCUGAACUGGAAAAACUCCAGAAACUGGUGUCCUGGGUUCCCCCGCAUUUAUACUUCUUUUUCAGUCAACUCGCACAGCUCCGGAACUUUUCUCAGACCGUGUGUGUGUGUGUGUGUGUUUGCGUGUGUUUGUUUUGCAGCAUUAGCUUCCCGCUGUCUUCAGCUGGUGGUUCACUACAUUCCCAUCAUCAGAUCUCAUUUUGAGACCAAACUGCAGCCCAAACAGUUCAGCGUCCUCAGACACUUCGACCACAUCACCAAGGUGACACAGAAGUUCCUGACAGUCCAUUUACCACAUAGAAAAAAAAACUCUUUUUGCUUUCCUGUUAGACCAUUUUAUUGCGGCUUAUUAAAUGAGAGUGUGUGUUUCUCUUUAGGACUACAACGACCACAUAGCAGAGAUCUCUGCCAAGCUGGUGGCCAUCAUGGACAGUCUGUUUGAGAAGGUUUUAUCCAAGGUAACCUCAAACUCUUUCAGGAAACAUUUGAUGAUUUUCUGUUCAUUGUAGAGUUUGAUGACUCACAAGUAUCAAACAUUUAUCCUGCUGUUAUGUCUUUCCUCAGUAUGAAGUGAAGGCUCCGAUGCCUUCGGCCUGCUUCAGAAACGUCUGUAAACAGAUGGCGAAGAUGCAUGAAGCCAUUUAUGAGCUUUUACCUGAAGAACAGACACAGGUUAUUUUCCCGCUACGAUAUAUGAUUAUUCUGUUUGAGUCUCUAACGUAUCCUCAGUAAACAAAGUGCUCACUGAUGGACCGAAGUCUCAACCAGAUCUUUUUUUUUGGUGCAGAUGCUGUCUCUAAGAAUAAACGCCAGUUUUAAGAUGCAUCUGAAGAGGCAGCUGGCUCGACUCGGGGUCGUUAAUGACGGAGGGCCACAGCACGGGUAACUGAACUCCAAAAACACUGACACAAAAUUUAAAAAGGACACUUAAAAUCUCAUUUGAAUUAACCCAGCAUAAAGCAAAUGACAUUUCCCAACUGAAAGAAAGAACCAAACUCAAACUUGUCCUCUGAUUUUACAUCAAUAAUCCCAAGAAUGUUGGGAUAGGGCUUUAGAACUCUCAGAUCGAAGGCAGAGUUCUGUGACCAAAUUAGAUCAAAGGCAGAAUUCCCAGAAGAAAGGCAAAAAUUUCCAGAUCAAUUGCAAUUUCCAAGAUUAAAGACAGAGUUCUGAGAUAAAAUUUGGAGGGUAGAAUUCCAAAACCAAUUUAAAAUUCCAAAAUUAAAGACUAACUUUCCAAGGUCAAAGUCAGAAGGUGGAAUUCUAUGACCAAAAUUAGAAUUCCCAGAUCAGAGGCAACAUUUCCAGAUCAAAAUUAAAAUUUUGGUUUUGAUCUCGCAGUUUCAGGAAAAAUGUCCGUAUUUUGAAUGUACAACUUUUAUACCCUUAUUUGAUAGCAUCAAAUAAUGAAUCAAAAUUAAACCUUGUAAUAAAAAAUAAGUAUGUGGACCAGCAGAAGAAUGGGGAGAAAUCAUGUUCGAUUAGAUCUGUAUUUGAUUUUUUUUGUGGUUAUUAUCUGUUGACUUGGAGGAGGUUUGCUUUUUGGUAGCUGGUUGGUAAACACAGCUACAGGUAUUUGUCCUCACUUUCAAGGAGCUGUCAUCAAACUUUGUAAUCAGUUACCCCUGUCUGACUGAGUGGUCGGUGUUUGCAGGCUGGUGGUGGUGGACGUGGCCUUCUACACAGAGAACAUUCAGGCACUGAAGAGUCUGGAGCGGCUUGACCUGAACAUGACUGAGAUCUGGGAACAGAAAAGGUGAUAGAGGACUGAGACCAGACGUCUGAGACCAGACCCACCGGCCUCCCUGGUGACAGGGGGUGACCUCAGAGGCCCAUGAUGGCCUGGUGAGGGUAGAGGAGGCCCAACAGGGACCAAAAACUUUGAGGGGAGAAGCAGGGACACGCUGGGGCUCCGGAGCAGCUCCACCUUAAGACCUCCUACAGUAACACACAGAGCCUCCUUAAAAACUGCUGCCACCUCAUCUCACUGUGUGCAAUCCAGCAGGAACACUAAUAAAUUAUAAGACUGUUUCAGUGGGAGUGGGAGUGGAGGGUGUAGAUAACACUGAAGGAAAGGCGGGGUAAUUUAUUUUUCUGGCUUUGAAACCCUCUAUACUGUGGCUGAGUUUUUCAUUUCUCCUGCGAGGAUGAGCUGAAGGGAUUUCACUUGUGACACUGAACAAAAUCAUCGCUGUGCUCAGACUGCACACUGAAAACAUCAGCGGUUCAGGUGUGGCCGUGAUUCCAACAGGGGGAAGAACAUUCUUCUCCCACGGGGUUACUUCUUUUCACUCGUAAACAGCUGAUUUUGUUUCAAUUCUCUGUGGUGAUGGCUGGAUGAAACUGACUUUUAAGCUUUUAUACUCAGAACAAAACUAUUUUCCAGACUUCUUGUCUUCGAGGUUUGGAUAUUCAGACAGCUUAAAGACCUGGAGAACCCUCACUGAGGCAGGCACUGAUGGAAAAAAAAGUGCACUUUGAGAGUUUAUUGCCUGAAAACUACAAACAUCCAGACUGUGAAGCUCAAAGUAAAACAGGAAAUCAAGUCUUAAAAUGCACUUUUUUAAAUUCUGUUCUGCUUGAGUUUCCUCCAGCUGAGGGAUUUCUAGUAUUUGUGAUGAAGUAAAUUUUUAUACCUGUAGUUAAAUGAUAAUGAAGAGUGACUGCAGACAAUUGGAGCAUGAUAAUCAGCUGUUCACUCAAACUGCUGUUGACUUUCUCCCCCUGCUGUGGUUUAAUUUAACCUGCAUGAACCAGCUAGUUUUUGUUUUUUUUUGUCUCCAGAGCUCAAAAAACAGAAAGAGAACAGAAAACCUGAUUUAUGUUGUUUUACAAAUCUCAUAAGGUCUCUGAAGCUCCACCAACAACAAGGAAAAUUAGUUGUUAAAACAGGCCAAAGAAGGAUUAAAGGCACAUUUUUCUUUGUUUGUUGUUAUACUCACUUCUCUCACAAGAGGGCCGAAGAGCGACAAAAAGCUGCAGCCAUCAUAAUGGAAAGUUCCAUCAUGUGGAAAAUGUACAAGCUGAAACUCAUAAAGUUAAAUGAACAAAAUGAGUCAUUUUUUCUCAAGAGAAAAGUCAGAUUAUUGAUAAAUAUUAAGUAAUCUGUGAACAAGAUUAAAUCAUGAACUUACAAAAAAAAGUCGUGAAUUUCCAAAAAUAAAUUUAUGUAUAAAUAACUAAAAUUUACCUGAUAUAUUUGACACAGUAUUUGAGAAUGGCAUGAGAAAAAUCAUAAAUCUUGUGUCUGUAAGUCUUGAAUUUUCAACUAUAGAGCCAAAAAUGAACAAGAGCAACCUCACCAAUUUACAGGAAAAAAAAACCCUCACAAAUCAACAAGAGAGCAGUCGUAAAGAACAAACUUGAAUAAAUGCGUGAAGUAACAAAAACAAACGUACACACUUACAAGAACAAAUCAGGAGUUGAGAACUUGUAAAAAAUAAUGUGGUAAAUUCACAGGACCAAACUCGUCAAAUGACUGGAUUAUAUUUGUAGAUUUAUUAGAAUAAAACUGUUAAUAAUUCCAAACAAACAUGUAAAUUAAAAUUAAUUUAGAUUUUGAAUUUAUAAGGAUUAAGUCAUUAAUUUUUGAGAAUUUUCUACCAGUAUUUAAGUCUUAAAUUAUUAACCUGACUUUGUUCAUGUAAAAUGCAGCCUCCAUAAAUCCGGUUUUCUGUUCCUCAGUGCAGUUUGAGCUCUGAUCAGACUGAACCCACCUGUCCUCUGUGGUCACCUUUUGUCCCUGCAAACACUACAGGAAGAUUAUAGCAAGAGGAGACACUAAAUUUGACUCUCUGCUCCUGUUCGUCUCACUACAUUCAUUUGAAGCUGAAUUUCUCUCUCCAGCAGCUUUAUGGUCAUCUGUCAAAGACGAUAUUGUGUUUCUUCUCAGAGGCUCAAAGUGACCACAGCUGACAGAGAACAAAAAACAUCAACAAUCUUCACUGUCAGCUUCAGAAGUGCCUUCGUUUGAUCGACACAUCUGAGCUCCUCGCUACUGUGUGCCUACCAUACCACUGUGUGUGUGUGAGAGAGAGAGUGACAGAGAGAAAGUGUGUGUGUGUGUGUGUGUCUGAAUGAGUCGACCCUGAGUGUUUGUUCAGAUGAGCGAGCAUGUCUGAAAAUCCAAAAUGUCUUGAAUCCUUCAAACCUGAAGAGAAUAAAACAGGAUAAUGGUGCGA
Xyrichtys novacula (pearly razorfish) is the source of this 21149-nucleotide messenger RNA. The record is from the annotation of a GenBank genome assembly. NCBI's taxonomy places the organism in Eukaryota, Metazoa, Chordata, Actinopteri, Labriformes, Labridae.